Molecule: messenger RNA, 744 nt
Organism: Mytilus californianus (California mussel)
Lineage: Eukaryota; Metazoa; Mollusca; Bivalvia; Mytilida; Mytilidae
Exons: 1
Coding region: 1-744 (247 amino acids)
Source: RefSeq, a predicted model, not a curated record
AUGUUUGCAUCUGCCUUACAGGAGACUCCUAUGGGAAUAAUAAGAGGAAAAUUUCUGAUGGCUGCAGGAUUAAAUAUACCACCACCCACUAAAAGAACACUGCAGAAGCAUUCUAAUGUUGUUGCUAAUAAGAUAAAAGAGUUAAGUGACAAUGAUAUGAAGAAAAAACUUGAAACUGUGAAAGAAGUUAACAGAUUUCGUGGUGUAAAAGAGCCGUCACAUAUUCCUGUAGCAAUCGACACGCGUUAUAACAGUAUGCAUAUAGUGAGCACAAAAAAACCUCGACAAAAUGCUUCCCAGGCAAUACCUUUGGCGUGUGAGCAAGUCACUGACCAUAAGUUCAUUGUUGCAUCAGUUUUUCACAAUAAACUUUGCUGGACAGGUGUUUGGCUUAAAGGGAAAGGACUUGAUGUAACCUGUCCAAAUGGACAUGCUGGUACAUGUACAGCCAAUGUUAAGCCAACCAAGCCUUUAAGUGAAUAUCUCAUGGGUAAAGAAAUUGGACGUCAGGUUGAUAGGCAAAAUGGGCUGAUAAAGUAUGCAGUUACAGAUGGAGAUGGACGUGGAGUAGAAGGUAUAAAUGAUGCACUAAAUGUUUUACACUCGUUGUCGAAAGUUGAACGCCAAGCUGACCCAAUUCAAUUAGGACGCUCACAGUUUCGGCAAAGUAAUUCUGCAAAUGUUAGUUUGAACAUGUUUCCUGGGUCAACACGUGAAAAGAAAAAACAAGGACAGAAAGUUUGA